This is a messenger RNA of Centropristis striata (black sea bass), 2299 nucleotides long. It is a transcript of the gene mettl3, whose product is annotated as methyltransferase like 3. The transcript is spliced from 11 exons. Lineage: Eukaryota; Metazoa; Chordata; Actinopteri; Perciformes; Serranidae. The coding region runs from base 339 to 2105 and encodes 588 amino acids. Gene Ontology annotation, molecular function: mRNA (2'-O-methyladenosine-N6-)-methyltransferase activity; mRNA m(6)A methyltransferase activity. Gene Ontology annotation, cellular component: RNA N6-methyladenosine methyltransferase complex; nucleus. The record is from RefSeq and is a predicted model, not a curated record.
UGUGGUACAUGAAGUCAUAAGUAUUCAAAAACGGCCAAAAUAGGCUCAGACCCCAGAGGGUUAAAAUAAACAAAAGCUUUAUAUUCGACACCGUUUUGUUACUUAAACAUAUAUUUCAGCUCAAACUGAUAAAAGGGUAAUUAUGUUUUAAGAUAAUGCAGCUAGGUUUUUUUUUUUUUAUUUACUUUGCAACAGUGAAGCGGAACCUUUCUCACUCAACAUGCCACUCCGGAGCUUUUUCCGCCGUGGACCAUACAUUCUUAGCUCCCAACAAGGCGGACGGUGUUGAACUUUUUGUCUGAAUAUCUGUCAGUGUGACCUGGUGGAUCCAGCUCGACAUGUCGGACACUUGGAGCAACAUCCAGGCGCACAAGAAGCAGCUGGACUCGCUGCGGGAGAGACUGCAGCGGCGGCGGAAGGACCCGGCGCAGCUGUCCGCAGACGGUGGAAGCAGCACCGAAGGUUCGACCACGAGGAGCGACAGCCCGGCUCCGUCCGCCCCGCUGCCCUCUCAGGAGGAGACGGAGAAACCUCCAGACCCCGAGCUGGAGAAGAGGCUGCUGGGAUACCUGUCUGACCUCAGCCUGUCACUGCCCACAGACUCCCUCACCAUCACCAACGACCUCAGCUGUGAAUCAUCCGUCAGCCACGGCUGCAUCCAGAGUCUGCUGCUGAAGUUCUCUGCUCAGGAGCUGAUCGAGGUGCGGCAGCCCUCCUCGGCCUCCUCCUCUACGGCCCCCUCCCCCUCCAUCGUGGUGGCGGUGGACCACACGAAGCUGUGGGCCAUGAUCGGGGCCGGGGCCGGGGCCGGGGCCCAGCGGGCCGGGGUCAAGAGGAAGGCAGAAGAGCAGAGCAGCCUGAAGAGAGCUGCAGGGUUCUCCCCCUCGCUGCAGAGAGCUGCUUCUCCUCCUCACGCUGCCUUCUCCUCCCUGACGCCGGCCUCCUCCACCCAGCUGGCGGGGCCCUCGGCGUCGGGCAGCGGGGCCGAGAAGAAGGGCCGCAGCAGCAAGGGCCAGUCGUCUCACCUGGACAUGGAGAUAGAGAGCCUCCUGAACCAGCAGUCCACCAAGGAGCAGCAGAGCAAGAAGGUGAGCAGAGAGAUCCUGGAGCUGCUGAACGCCAGCACGGCCAAGGAGCAGUCCAUCGUGGAGAAGUUCAGGUCCCGCGGCCGAGCUCAGGUCCAGGAGUUCUGCGACCACGGGACCAAAGAGGAGUGUGUGCGCUCCGGGGACACGCCGCAGCCCUGCACCAAGCUGCACUUCCGUCGCAUCAUCAACAAGCACACUGAUGAGAGCCUGGGGGACUGCAGCUUCCUCAACACCUGUUUCCACAUGGACACCUGCAAAUACGUCCACUAUGAGAUCGACAGCCCUCCGGAGGCCGAGGGCAGCCUGCUGCCCCAGGCCGGCGCCGCAGAGCUCGGCCUGCACGCCGAGGACGGAGACAGCAACGUGGGCAAACUGUUUCCUUCACAGUGGAUCUGCUGCGACAUCCGUUACCUGGACGUGUCCAUCCUGGGGAAGUUUGCGGUGGUGAUGGCCGACCCUCCGUGGGACAUCCACAUGGAGCUGCCUUAUGGGACGCUGACUGACGACGAGAUGAGGAAACUCAACAUCCCCAUCCUGCAGGACGACGGCUUCCUCUUCCUCUGGGUCACCGGCAGGGCCAUGGAGCUGGGCAGAGAGUGUCUCAGUCUCUGGGGAUAUGAUCGAGUUGAUGAAAUAAUUUGGGUGAAAACCAACCAGCUCCAGAGAAUUAUCCGCACAGGAAGGACCGGUCACUGGCUGAACCACGGCAAGGAGCACUGUCUGGUCGGUGUGAAGGGAAAUCCUCAGGGAUUCAACCGAGGGCUGGACUGUGACGUCAUCGUGGCCGAGGUCCGCUCCACCAGCCACAAACCAGACGAGAUCUACGGGAUGAUAGAGAGGCUGUCUCCAGGCACCAGGAAGAUCGAGCUGUUCGGUCGACCCCACAACGUCCAGCCCAACUGGGUGACUCUGGGGAACCAGCUGGACGGGAUCCACCUCCUGGAUCCGGACGUGGUCGCUCGCUUUAAGAGCCGUUAUCCCGACGGCGUCAUAUCCAAACCUAAAAACAUGCAGUGAAGACUUUGUGUGCUCGCAGGUUUGGAAGAAGUUUGUCUAUAAACUGUUUCUUCUUUUUUUUUAAAGGUUUUUUUUAUACCUCUGAACUUAUUUUUUAAAUAAAAUGUUGUCAACAUGAUAUAUUGUCUGUGCCUUGUUCAAAAGUAAUAAUCUCGAAGAUUUUUUUUUAUUGAAAUAAAUGUUUGUUAAGUCUC